GAAAAUUAUUUCUACAAAUUGUAAAGGGUCACUUGUUUUAUUUUUUUUUUAAAUGUAUUUAUCUUAGUAAAAAGUAAAGAAAAGUGGUUUUUCUCAUAUUUAACCAUUUAUAUACCUGACCUAUAUAUACUUAACGAUGGUUCAGUUAAAGCAAGUAGUAUUUGCCAAGCAUAUAUCUAGAAAGUAUCUCCGCACAGGCUUCAGAGAUUCACUUCGAAUUUUUGUUCAAGGAGGUACAGGUGGAAAUGGUUUACCAAAAUUUGGGGGAGUUGGGGGCAAAGGAGGGAAUGUUAUUGUAGUAGGCAAGGAAAAUAUCACUUUAGAAAAUGUCUUCAAAUCAAAUAAGAUGAAACGAUAUAUAGCAAAAAACGGUAGACAUUCAUCUCACAAUUUUAUAUUGGGGACGCCAGGUGAAGACUUAAAGUUUGAAGUGCCAGUGGGUGUAACAUUAAUCACUGAUUUCGGAAAAAAAAUAGGUGAACUGAACGAAGAAGGUGAAGAACUCGUUAUAGCCAAGGGUGGCACUGGAGGUCAUCCAAAAAAUGGCUUUUUGGGCACCAAGGGUCAAGCUUAUCCAAUAAAAUUAGAUCUAAAACUAAUAGCCGAUAUAGGAUUGGUUGGUUUCCCAAAUGCCGGAAAAAGUACACUUUUGAAAGCAAUUUCACAAGCUAAACCAAAGAUCGCUAGUUACCCCUUCACCACAGUAAGGCCUAAUCUUGGGAUUCUCACAUACAGCGAUUUGAGACAAAUAUCAAUGGCCGAUUUACCUGGGCUUAUUGAAGGCGCUCACGCUAAUAAAGGUAUGGGGCACCAAUUUCUAAAACACGUAGAACGUACGAAAUUGAUUUUGAUGAUCAUUGAUAUUCACGGAUUUCAAUUGAGCCCGCAGUAUCCACACAGAAGUUGUUUGGAAACAAUUAUGUUACUGAUAAAGGAACUGGAACUGUAUAAUGAAGAUUUGCUUAACAAACCGUCCAUGCUUUUGAUAAACAAGAUGGACUCGGAAGGAUCCAUUGAAAAAUACAAGGAAAUCAAAGACCAAUUAACAAAUCUUAAAGGCUUCUUUGAAAAUUAUCCGGAAGAAAUGCGUCCGAAUAAAAUUUUAAAGUUCUGUGAUAUCAUCCCUAUGUCGGCUAAGGAAAGUACAGGGGAUGUGGAUCUUGUUAAGGACAGAUUGAGAAAACUGUUAGACGUUCUCGCUGAUCUUGAAGCGGAAGAAGAAGACAAAGAAAAGGCUGACUUGUACGGAAAAAUGAGAAAAAGCAUGGUAGAACGAGGCCCAUCACUUGUAUAAUUAAAUAUUAAGCUUUAAACAGAGCUACUGAUGUUUUCUUAAUAAAACAAUUAAAAAAAGGUACAUUUUCUAUUCAAUAAAAAUAAAACUA
Molecule: messenger RNA, 1385 nt
Organism: Anoplophora glabripennis (Asian longhorned beetle)
Lineage: Eukaryota; Metazoa; Arthropoda; Insecta; Coleoptera; Cerambycidae
Product: GTP-binding protein 10 homolog
Exons: 6
Coding region: 137-1294 (385 amino acids)
Cellular component (GO): mitochondrion
Molecular function (GO): magnesium ion binding; GTPase activity; GTP binding
Source: RefSeq, a predicted model, not a curated record